GCGAGUGGGGUGAGUCUUCUCUCUCUCUCUGGUCGUCAGUCGCUUUUCAAAGCUUCAGAAAAUGGUUCCCCCAAAUCUCCCAUUUUGAAAACCAUAAUUAUAAUUAUAUUCCCCUUUUCUUCUUCUCUACUCUCUCUCUCUCUUCGCCAGUUUCACUUUUACUUUCAUAAAACCCCAUCUUCCCCCUUCUUCUCUUCCGUUUUUCUGCCCAAAAUCGGCGACGGGAGAGCACAGAUUUGGUUUCUGCGAGGUGGGUUAUUGCUGUUAACCCUCCUCCUGCGACGCUGAGCAGUUUCUUGCUCGACCCACUUCCCCAAGCCCUAGUUUUUGCUUGUGGUUGUUGCCGGAUUCCUUACACAUGGCGCAGAAGUCUCUGAUCUACGCUUUCGUCGCUCGCGGCACCGUGAUUCUCGCUGAGUAUACCGAGUACAGCGGGAAUUUCAAUUCCAUUGCUUUUCAGUGCCUCCAGAAACUCCCCACCGCCAAUAACAAAUUCACCUACAAUUGCGAUGGCCACACCUUUAAUUAUCUCGUUGACAACGGUUUCACAUACUGUGUAGUUGCAACGGAAUCAGCUGGAAGGCAAGUGCCUAUUGCAUUUUUGGAGCGCAUCAAGGAUGAUUUUGUGUCAAAAUAUGGUGGAGGAAAGGCUUCCACAGCUCCAGCCAAUAGUCUUAACAAGGAAUUCGGGUCAAAAUUGAAGGAACAUAUGCAGUACUGUGUUGAUCAUCCUGAAGAGGUUAGCAAGCUUGCAAAGGUGAAAGCUCAGGUUUCAGAAGUGAAAGGUGUUAUGAUGGAAAAUAUUGAAAAGGUUCUUGAUAGAGGAGAGAAGAUAGAACUUCUAGUGGAUAAGACAGAAAACCUUCACAACCAGGCACAGGACUUUAAGAGUAGUGGGACGAAAAUUCGAAGGAAAAUGUGGCUACAAAAUAUGAAGAUCAAGUUGAUCGUUUUGGGGAUUUUGAUAGCAUUGAUCCUUAUCAUAGUCCUUUCGGUUUGCCGCGGCUUCAACUGUGGAAAAUGAACGCUUUCUGAAGGAGGAACCUCACAGUGAAAUCUUUUGGCAUGGUAUUUUGAGAGAGAGAAGUGAUGAUAUACAUGAUUUGGCUAUGUAUGUAGUAAAGUAAAACAAAGUUCAGAAUCUCUGUUUUGUUAAAAGCAAAAUUUACGUGUGAAUGAUCACUUAUAAUAUUCGUUACUUUUUUUUUUCCUUGGAAGACAACAUGAGGUUUGAAUUUUCUGAAUUGGAGAUAAAAUGCGCUAUUCUGUUUUUAUGGAA
Momordica charantia (bitter melon) is the source of this 1279-nucleotide messenger RNA. Its product is annotated as vesicle-associated membrane protein 722. Gene Ontology annotation, biological process: vesicle-mediated transport. Gene Ontology annotation, cellular component: membrane. The record is from RefSeq and is a predicted model, not a curated record. NCBI's taxonomy places the organism in Eukaryota, Viridiplantae, Streptophyta, Magnoliopsida, Cucurbitales, Cucurbitaceae.